ACACACCGCUUUCCCGCUAUUACAACCACCUGGGGGCCUGCUGCUCGUACAUACGCAAACUAGCCGCAAGGAAAGGGGUAUAGGGGUCACAUAUAGGGGGUGAGAGGGUGAAAUAGGGGGCAGGAGAGGGCUAAAAGGGGGGGUAAGGCGGCCAUAGGGAACCGAAGCUUCUCUGAUCGGGACCGAAGCUAAGAGUGGCUCACCAAAACAAACAAGCUGCCUUUCUGCCCUCACCACCCCUUAUUUACCACACUUUCCAGGGUGUUUUGACCCCUCCCCGCCCCCCCGCGUGUCCCUCAGGGUUGCUAAGGCCCCCACCCACCCCCAGGCGGCCCCAGGGGGAGGCUAAAUAAGGAAAGAAGGGAAAUAUUGACAUUACAAGACAGCGGUGUUCAAACUGAGGCCCCAGCAGGUCCCACAGCAGCAGCAGCAGCAGCAGCAGGAGGAGGCACAGUCCCACACGACCCUGACAUGAGCCAGGGACGGUGUGUACCAGAGCCUCAUAGCAGCAGCAGCAGCAGCAGCCGGCGGUGUGCAGUAGCGGCGGCAGUGUAGUGUGUGUAGUAUGCCCCAGGGCAGUGGUGUGCUAAGCCGCCCCGCCCCGCGCCGGUCCCAGGCCUGACGCGCCCACCUAUGCCACUUGGCCCCGCAGCACCUCAUCCCUGAACCACGGGGGGCGCACACCACACCCUAGCCUAUCCCCCCCAGCCACCCGAGCCCCCCCCCCCAGCCAUGGACCGCUACCCGAGCUGCCAAGAGAAGUACUACGAGUACGAGGAGUGGAACAAAGUGUUCAACCGUGACAAGGACGUGAACUACGUGAAGGAGGAGGAACCCAACAUGCCGCCGCGGGGCAAGAAGCUAUUCGAGUGCCCAGAGUGCUCCAAGUGGUUCUCCAGCAAGGGCAACCUGCAGCGGCACUGGAUCACGCACACCGGCGAGAAGCGCUUUGAGUGCGAGGAGUGCAGCAAGCCCUUCGCCCAGAAGGGACACCUCAAGGCGCACAAACUCAUGCACACCGGCGAGAAGAACUUUGAGUGCGACGUGUGCGGCAACCGCUUCAUCAGCAAGGGCAACAUGCAGCGGCACAAGCUGACCCACACCGGCGAGAAGCGCUUCGCCUGCGAGGAGUGCGGCAAGCUGUUCCUGCAGAAGGGCCACCUCAAGACGCACAAGCUGAUGCACUCCGGCGAGAAGCGCUUUGAGUGCGACGAGUGCCGGAAGCGUUUCAGCAGCAAGGGCAACCUGCAGCGCCACCGCUUCACACACACCGGAGAGAAGCGCUUCAAGUGUGAGGAGUGCGGCAAGAUGCUCACCCAGAAGAGCCACCUCAAGUCACACAAGCUCAUCCACACCGGAGAGAAGACUAACGAGUGUAAUGAGUGCGGGGAGUACUUCAUCAGGAAAGCUGACCUCAAGUCCCACAAAAUAUCACACGCUGCCCCCAGAACCUUCCAGCGGUGGUGAUGGUGGUGGCCUUCCCCAGCGUUGGUGCCGGUGGUGGUGGUGGUGGUCACAUCAUACCACCAAACCUGUGCCCUCCUCCUCCUCCUCCUCCUCCUCCUCCUUCUUCCUUAGUUUUGGUGACAGCUUUCAAAAUAGUGGUGGUGGUGGUGACCGCUCAACACCAGCAGGCACCAGCAGGCCCCAUUCAGCCAAGCCUCCGGUGAUUCAAGCUUUCAACACCAAUACUCCAAAAAUCAAAGCUUAAUUCAUGACUGGUUAAGCUUGUUGACUUUGGAAACCGGGAAAGUUCUCGCAAGAUCGCCACAGCUUGACUUGACACUGGAAUGUUAAGUGGUGAAGCUUGGUGAAUGUAAAAGCUUGAUAAAUUGAAGCUUGGUGAGUGUUCAAGCUUCCUACCUCGGUCUGUGUCCAAAAAAUGCUUGACUCCAGAUCACCACAGCUUAAAAUGACACUUUGGGAUGUUGACAAGUGGUGAAGCUUGAUAAAUUGAAGCUUGGUGAGUGUUCAAGCUUGUUAAAUUGAAGCUUGGUGAGUGUACAAGCUUCCUACCUCGGUCUGUGUCCAAAAAAGCUUGACUCCAGAUCACCACAGCUUGAAAUGACACUUUGGGAUGUUGACAAGUGGUGAAGCUUGAUAAAUUGAAGCUUGGUGAGUGUUCAAGCGUCCUACCUUGGUCUGUGUCCAAAGAAAGCUUGACGGAGGACUACCACAGCUUGAUUCAAGAUGACCACAGCUUGAAUUGACAUUUUAGAGGGAUAGAUUCAAGCUUUGAGUGGAGAAGGUUGUGUGUUUGUGGAAAAAGCUUGAUUGAAGACCACCAUAGCUUGAGUAGUGUGUGUUUGAAGGUCAGCGCGGCAGCUUGGCCUGGCGGAUGUGUGGAUCUACCUCAGCGUCAUCACCACAACCACCGCCACCACCACCACCACCACCACCACAGAGAGAGAGAGUGUGAUAGUCAGACCACCACCACCACUAGUAGUAGAGAUACAGGUAGUCACUCAAGCUGUCACCUCCUCCUCCUCCUCCUCUUCCUCCUCCUCCUCCUCCUCCUCCUCCUGCCCUCCUCCUGCCCCCACCCACGUUGGUACCACACACUUCCACAGACUGGCGCGGCUCACCCUGGAUGGUUUGACAGUCACCGCCUGGCGCCGACCUCCCAGCCCUCAGACUCCACCCCCGGAUGGUUUGACUCCUCCCGGCUGGUGCCCCUCCCAGCCGGCGUGGUGCCCGGCUGGCUGGGCUCCUCCCUGGCCCCGCCCCUCCCCUCGGGGCCGGAGCGCAGAUUGCAGGCGUAAGGGUAGUGUCUGCGGCAGCGUCCCCCGGCCCAAACGGCCCACCCGGCCCGCCCAAGCGUGACGCUGCCGCACACGGUCAGCCUUCUUCCCUCCCGCCCUCCCGCCCGGCCCGGCCUGGCCCCGUGGUGCGGCCGGGGGCGGCUCCCCCCGGCCCUGCCACUGCUGCGGCGCGCUGGGCCGGCCGGUGCUGCAGGGAGGCCAACGGACUAUGAUGUAGCUUACCGUUACUUAAAGGUAGUAGUACUAAACCACAAACCACUCUCUCUCUCUCUCUCUCUCUCUCUCUCUCUCUCUCUCUCUCUCUCUCUCUCUCUCUUUCUAUCUUAGCAGUUAUUAUUAUAUUUUUUUUUGGUGGCUUGAGUUGUGGUGUGCCCGUGUGGCCCUGCGUGGCCCGGUGUGGCCCUGCGUGGCCCUGCGUGGCCCUGUGUGGCCCUGCGUGGCCCUGGGUGGGUGCCAGCGUCGUCGCACCACACAAGAUAGGACAAAUAUGUAUAAAAGGAUUGUGUGUACAUCUUUAAAGUGCUUGUAUACAUCCCAAUAUGUGCUCUCUCUCUCUCUCUCUCUCUCUCUCUCUCUCUCUCUCUCUCUCUCUCUCUCUCUCUCUCUCUCUCUCUCUCUCUCUCUCAGUUGUAGAUCUAGAUAAUGUUCGUAGGUGGGGACAGAAUGUUGUAUGAAGUGUGUGUCAGAUUUAGCUUUUAAUAGUACCCAGUCUCUCUCUCUCUCUCUCUCUCUCUCUCUCUCUCUCUCUCUCUCUCUCUCUCUCUCUCUCUCUCUCUCUCUCUCUCUCUCUCUCUCUCUCUCUCUCAA
Messenger RNA from Portunus trituberculatus (swimming crab), 3569 nucleotides. Its product is annotated as gastrula zinc finger protein XlCGF7.1-like. Gene Ontology annotation, biological process: regulation of transcription by RNA polymerase II. NCBI's taxonomy places the organism in Eukaryota, Metazoa, Arthropoda, Malacostraca, Decapoda, Portunidae. The transcript has 3 exons. The record is from RefSeq and is a predicted model, not a curated record. Gene Ontology annotation, cellular component: nucleus. Gene Ontology annotation, molecular function: RNA polymerase II cis-regulatory region sequence-specific DNA binding; DNA-binding transcription factor activity, RNA polymerase II-specific. Bases 733 to 1467 code for a protein of 244 amino acids.